Manihot esculenta (cassava) is the source of this 225-nucleotide messenger RNA. Lineage: Eukaryota; Viridiplantae; Streptophyta; Magnoliopsida; Malpighiales; Euphorbiaceae. The record is from the annotation of a RefSeq genome assembly.
AUGUUAGAAGGUGCAAAAUCAAUCGGUGCGGGAGCUGCUACAAUAGCUUUGGCGGGAGCUGCUGUCGGUAUUGGAAAUGUCUUCAGUUCUUUGAUCCAUUCCGUGGCUAGAAAUCCAUCCUUAGCAAAACAAUUAUUUGGUUAUGCCAUUUUGGGAUUUGCUCUAACCGAAGCUAUUGCAUUGUUUGCAUUAAUGAUGGCCUUUCUGAUCUUAUUUGUAUUCUAA